UAUUCGGAGUAUAUUUCAAUUGUGUUGUUGGUCGGGGUGUGGAGAUCGGAGGAAACUAUAUUCAACACGUCUCAAAAUGUGUAGUCAAGAAAGCCAUAUAUCGGAUAAAAGAAGGUCCAAAAUACUGUGACCUCACCUCGAAUGACUCUAUUUUCGGGGACAAAAAGUGCAACCGAAGUCCGAAACCCAAUUGCAAUUUUGCAACAAUCCAAUUCCAAUUAUCAAUUUCAAUUUACUUUUAUUGGGAUGGGAAUAUUGGAUUAGUUUUUUUCUUCAAUUUCAUUGUUUCUUUCUUGCAAUGGUUGGCGGUAACAGACUGUUGCUUCUAGUUGCCGUCUUCUGUAGACGGCAUUAGCAGCAUUUCCUUUCCUUUGGUGCGCUUUACUGGAGCCUCGAACUGGUUAUAGUGUUCUACAUCAUAAUCAUCGAAGUAUAAGAUCAUAGUCUUACCGUUUUCUCUCGCACCAAAUUCACUUCAAUUUGUCGAAAUUUCACAUUUAUAUCCAGUAUUUACCAGGAUCCUCUCCAACUCUGAUACAAAUAUGGCUGGGAAGGUUAUGGGACAUCAAUCAAAAUCUUUCCUUGGCUUUGAGAUUGUUGAGGGUGAAUCUGAUGGCCCAUCGGUUGAUCCCUCGUUGAACAUCAAACUUCGUCAUAGAAUUGGAAGGGGUGUGUUUGGUGAUGUUUGGUUAGGGACUCAUAAGCAAAGUGAUGGGGAUCAUGAAGUAGCUGUUAAGAUUUUGCAUCCCUUAAACAGGGAUGAUAUGAAUGUUGUACGGAAUCGGCUGGAAAAUUUGUUUGCUCAAUGUAAGGACCUGGAAAAUGUUUUCCAUACUCAAGGGGUAUACGUCAUCAGUGGGAGGUUAUGCAUAAUUAUGAAGUUCUAUGAAGGCUCAGUUGGUGACAAAAUGGCUCACAUGAAAGGGGGGAAGCUACCCUGGAAGGAUGUUAUAAGGUACGGGACUGAACUUGCACAAGGAAUCAUGAAGCUGCAUUCAAAGGGUUUUUUCGUCCUAAACCUCAAGCCAUGUAACUUCCUUUUGAACGAGAAAGAUCAGGCAGUUUUGGGAGAUAUGGGAAUUUCUUAUAUGCUGCGGGGAGUGUCUUUGUUUGGUUCUGAUAGGUCUCGAAGACUCGGGACCCCAAACUACAUGGCCCCAGAACAGUGGGAACCAGAAAUAAGAGGUCCCAUAUCUUUUGAGACAGACUCAUGGGGGUUUGGUUGCAGUAUUGUGGAGAUGUUGACUGGUGUUCAGCCUUGGGUUGGUAAGUCAGUUGAGGAAAUACAUAAAUAUGUGGUUCUGAGACAAGAGAAACCCUAUAUUCCUGCUGGUCUCCCUCCUGCAGUUGAAAAUGUCCUUGUUGGCUGUUUUGAGUGGGAUUUGAGAAACCGUCCUCUCAUGGAAGACAUAUUGCUUGCAUUUAGAAGCUCACAGAAUGCCACUGAUAGUGAUGGAGACUGGACUGAUCUUGGGAAUGCAAUAACUUUGGGAAACUCUAAAUCUGUAAGAUAUAGUGAGUGGUUUCUGCUGAAGGACCAGCUUCAAAUGGGAGACGUGGUCCGGUCCAGAAAACCUCCAAAUUCAUGCAAACCUGAAAGUAUGGAGGUUCCGGAAGGCACCAUAGUAGGAAUGCAGAAUGAGACUGACAGAAACGGAUUUGUUUUGGUAAGGGUACAUGGGAUGCAUGACCCAUUAAGAACUCACCGAUCCACGCUGGAGCGAGUCAGUUUCGGUUAUUCAGUCGGGGAUUGGGUGCGCCUGAAGGAGCAUCACGGAAAGAAUCAUUCACCUGUGGGUAUUCUUCACCGCAUCGAUAGGGGUGGUGAUGUCACUGUGGCGUUCAUAGGACUGGACACUUUCUGGACGGGUGUGUACACAGAACUUCAGAUGUCAGAAGCUUAUUGUGUUGGCCAAUUUGUAAAGGUGAAGUCCGACGUCUUUAGCCCCCGGUUUGAAUGGCCACCCAGGAAGAGAGGCUGUGAGUGGGCCGCAGGCAGGAUUUGCAAAGUGCUGCCGAAUGGUUGUCUUGCAGUUGAUUUUCCGGGCAGGUUGACAUUCGGGGAGGAAGGUAACAGCUUCUUGGCUGAUCCAGCUGAGGUUGAACUUGUUUCUUUUACUACUUGUCCGGGCAUCGUUAAAAAAUACCAACACCUUGAGGAUUUUCACUGGGCCAUAAGACCAAUCGUUAUUGCAUUGGGCUUAUUCACAGCCAUGAAGAUGGGGCUUUUUGUUGGGAAGAAGGUUGGGGGAUCAAAGUGUAGGAUUCGAUGCAAUGCUGCAAAACAACAAGGUGGGCCUCAACCUGGAGAAGGAAAGACAGCAGGCACUGCAUGGCUACCUCCAAAGAUGGCUAACGUUAUCUUCAGAGACGGUGCUGGGCCCACAACUUCUCGGUAGUCCGUCUCAAGAUGAAUGUGGGUAGUGAAGGUCCAGGUUUGUGCAUUGAAUAUGAACUUAUCCUAGUAGCGCUAUUUAGGGGUGAAGUAUGCUGUAAAUUAUUAAUACAGGUAGUUAUAUAUGCUUUCUCUUGCCACUAGCUAUAUGUCUCCGGUUCACACUGAAAUAACAAACUUCCUAGACACUAGACCCAGCUUCUUGAGCUAUCUCCAUGACAUUAUCUGAUUUAUCUCAGAGACUCAGACCUUUGUAAAUAUGGGGUGAUUGAAUUCCAGCUUUGAAUACUAGUCCCACUACUUUGUGUUCCUGAUCGACCUAAUAAAUGUCACCACUUCUAUGCAAUGCCUAUAUAAAACUUUGAACAGUUAUGAUUAUGUUCAAUUUUAAAAUGUAAUUUAAG
Molecule: messenger RNA, 2799 nt
Organism: Cuscuta europaea
Lineage: Eukaryota; Viridiplantae; Streptophyta; Magnoliopsida; Solanales; Convolvulaceae
Source: the annotation of a GenBank genome assembly